UAUCAACUAGGAGCAAUCGUACAAAGCGACCAUGUCGAUAAGUAUGCCAUGGGAAAACCAGCAACACAGCCUAACACACCACCGAUUUGUCUCUUCGCAGAGUCUUAGAAAAAAGGAAGUCCUUUCCAUCACAAACACCUAUUCGUUUUCUUUUUGCUUUUCUCUCUCUUUUCCCGUCCACCUUCUUCUUAUUCGAAUUUUCCUUCUUACGCCAAGGCAACUAGAUUAUGUGCACCAAGUUUAGUUCUUGACAAAUUAGAUUAGAGACAAAAAAAAAACCAAAAAAUGCUGUCAAAAUCCCCAGUAACCCGGCUACAACAACCUCCUGUUGCGCCCAAUUCUUUGUUACUUCGUCAUAACAGGGACUUUUACAAGUUUGGGUAUUCUACAAAGAAUUUUUCAGAGCAUCACCAUCGGUUCAAGCUUGUGGGGCAGUCUUUGGGAGAUAAAUGGAAGCUGAAUGACAUAAAUGCUAAUACAGUGCAAGAAAGAUUGAACUUGUGGCUAUUGAAGACCCAAAACUUUUUGAAUGAAAUGACUUCUCCACUUACAAAAACUGGUCAAAGUAGAAAGCUUGAUCAUGGAAAUACUUUUGAUGCUCACGAUAUGGAGGACAUAUUUAUGGCCGAACAGACUCUUCAAAGCAGAACACCAAAUGGGAUGCUCUCUUUUGCUGCUGUUGUAUCUAUUGAGCAAUUUAGCAGGAUGAAUGGAUUGACAGGGGAAAAAAUGCAGAAAAUAUUUAGAGCGCUUGUUCCCGAAUCUCUGUAUAAUGAUGCCCGUAAUUUGGUCGAGUAUUGCUGCUUCAGGUUCCUGUCAAGGGAUAAUUCUGAUCUUCAUCCUUCUCUCAAGGAACCGGCAUUCCAAAGACUGAUAUUCAUUACAAUGGUUGCAUGGGAGAAUCCUUACCUUGAGGAGCUUGUAAAUGCUUCAGAGAAAGCUUCUUUCCAGGGGAAACUUGUCAGAGAAGCAGCUUUUGUUCGUAUAGCUCCUGCUAUUUCUGGUGUAGCUGAUCAGCCGACAGUGCACAAUCUAUACAAGGCACUUGCUGGUGAUGAAGAGGGCAUCUCUUUGAGAGUGUGGCUGACUUAUAUUAGUGAACUUCUCAAAGUGCAUGAAGGACGGAGAUCCUACCAAAUUCGAGAAUAUCCCCAGCUGUAUGAGGAGAGAAUCUUAUGCAUUGCUCCCAGCAACAAGCGACCUGUUCUUAAAUGGGAGAAUAAUAUGGCAUGGCCAGGAAAACUUACCCUAACUGAUAAAGCAAUCUAUUUUGAGGCAAUUGGAUUAUCGGGGCACAGAGAUCCCAUUAGACUGGAUCUUACCAGGCAUGGGCUACGUGUAGAGAAAGCAAAAGUUGGACCUUUUGGAGCUGUUCUCUUUGACUCUGCUGUCUCCAUUACCUCUGAUACCGAGUCGAAAUUAUGGGUCCUGGAAUUUGUUGACUUGGGUGGUGAAAUGAGGCGAGAUGUAUGGCAUGCUUUUAUAAGUGAAGUUAUUGCUUUACAUAAGUUCAUACAUGAUUAUGGACCUGAAGAUGAUGAUGAAUCAUUGUUUCAUGUGUAUGGUGCUCAAAAAGGGAAGGGACAAGCUACCACUGGUGCCAUUAAUAGUAUUGCCAGACUACAAGCCCUUCAAUUUAUGCGGAAGUUAUUAGAAGAUCCCACUAAACUUGUUCAGUUCUCAUAUUUAGAAUAUGCACCUUAUGGUCAUGUUGUUUUCCAGACUCUAGCUGUAAAAUAUUGGGGUGGACCACUAGUUACAAAACCUAUAGAGGGAGGCAAUCGACCAACUCAGGGGGUAAGGCCUUCUGAGGAGGUAUUGGAGUGUAGUAACCAUGUGUUUGACAUAGAUGGAAGUGUUUACUUGCAGAAGUGGAUGAGAUCUCCAUCAUGGGUUUCUAGUGCUUCAACUGCUUUCUGGAAAAGCUCUUCAGUAAGACAAGGAGUGGUACUGAGUAAAAACCUAGUUGUGGCUGAUAUGACUCUUGUAGAAAGGGCAUCGGAAACAUGCAAACAAAAAUACCAUGAUGUUGAGAAAACCCAAGCCACCAUUGAUGCUGCAAUGCUUCAGGGGAUACCAAGUAACAUUGAUCUUUUCAAGGAACUUAUGCUUCCUCUAACAAUAAUUGCCAAGAAUUUUGAAAAACUUAGGCGCUGGGAAGAGCCACACAUGACUGUUUCUUUUCUUGCAUUUGCGUAUACGAUGAUUUUCAGGGGCUUGCUGUCAUAUAUUUUUCCCAUAGCCUUGAUUGUAAUGGCAGCUGGAAUGCUAAUAUUGAAGGGACUGAAGAAGCAAGGUCGCCUAGGAAGAUCUUUUGGGAAAGUUACCAUCCGUGAUCAGCCUCCAUCAAAUACUAUUCAAAAAAUUAUGGCUGUAAAAGAUGCAAUGCGGGAAGUGGAGAGCCAUCUGCAGAAUCUUAAUGUCACAUUACUAAAGCUACGUACAAUUCUCCUCUCAGGUCAGCCUCAGAUAACCACGGAGGUUGCACUGGUGCUGUUAUCUUCUGCAACCAUUCUACUUCUUGUCCCCUUCAAGCAUAUCAUUGCCUUCCUUCUCUUUGAUAUUUUUACACGGGAGCUCGAGUUCAGGAGGGACAUGGUUAAGAGAUUCAUGAGUCUUUUGAAGGAGCGUUGGGACACCGUGCCUGCAGCCCCUGUAGUUGUAUUACCAUUUGACGGUGAAGAAUCCAGAUCAAAAACUAAAACAAAGGAACCCAAGGACCAAGAAAAACCAGAAAGAAGUCUGAAAAAUGACAAGGUCUAGAUGGAUUGGGAGACCUGCAUAUAAAGGGUAGUCUUUUCAUUAAAGGAUCUAGUUACUAGUUCUAGAGAAAAGAAAAUAUAAUCCCUUUUCACAUUUCAGUUUUCUGUUUUGAGGUUCUUUGUACAGGAAUUGGAGUACAUUAUGUUAAUUUUGUUCCUUUAUAAUGUAUUAUUUGAUUAUAUAGUUUA
Molecule: messenger RNA, 2951 nt
Organism: Carya illinoinensis
Lineage: Eukaryota; Viridiplantae; Streptophyta; Magnoliopsida; Fagales; Juglandaceae
Exons: 11
Coding region: 286-2763 (825 amino acids)
Source: RefSeq, a predicted model, not a curated record